This is a messenger RNA of Antrostomus carolinensis (chuck-will's-widow), 951 nucleotides long. Its product is annotated as olfactory receptor 52K2. The coding region runs from base 1 to 951 and encodes 316 amino acids. Gene Ontology annotation, cellular component: plasma membrane. Gene Ontology annotation, molecular function: G protein-coupled receptor activity; olfactory receptor activity. The record is from RefSeq and is a predicted model, not a curated record. Gene Ontology annotation, biological process: G protein-coupled receptor signaling pathway. Lineage: Eukaryota; Metazoa; Chordata; Aves; Caprimulgiformes; Caprimulgidae. The transcript has a single exon.
AUGUCCCACCCAAAUUGCUCCAGUCCUUCGUCCUUCAUCCUGACAGGCAUCCCUGGGCUGGAGGAUGCUCAGUUCUGGAUUGCCUUCCCGUUCUGCACCAUGUACUUCAUGGCAGUGCUGGGGAACACCAUACUCCUCCUAUUGAUUAAGAGGGACCCAAGCCUGCACCUGCCCAUGUUCUACCUCCUCUCCAUGCUGGCUACCAUUGACCUCAUGCUCACCACUUCCACCAUGCCCAAGCUCCUGAGCAUCUUCUGGUUCCAGUCCCAUGAGAUCAACUUUGAAGGCUGUGUGGCCCAGAUGUUCUUCAUCCACAUCUUCUCCACAGUGGAGUCAGGGGUCCUGCUCACCAUGGCCUUCGACCGAUACUUGGCCAUCUCCAAGCCUCUACACUACUCUGCCAUCCUGACUGGCCCCACCAUUGCCAAGUUGGGUUUGGCUGCUGUGGUGCGUGGCACUGCCAUUGUGACCCCUCUGACAUGCAUGGUGACCAACCUGUCCUACUGCGGCCCCCGUGUCAUUCACCACUCCUACUGUGAGCACAUGUCAGUGGUGAAGCUGGCCUGUGGGGACACCCAACCCAACAGCAUCUAUGGGAUCACAGCUGCCACUGUUGUGGUGGGCUCAGAUUCCAUCCUCAUUGCUGCCUCCUACAUACUGAUCCUGAAGGAAAUCAUAGGUCUCUCCUCCAGAGAGGCUUGUCUGAAAUCCUUCGGCACCUGUGGCUCCCACAUCGGUGUCAUCCUGCUCUUCUACGUACCUGGGCUCUUCUCCUUCUACACUCAGCGCUGGGGCCAGAGGAUCCCUGCACACCUCCACAUCCUGAUGGCUGACCUCUACCUGCUGGUGCCUCCCAUGCUCAACCCAUUCAUCUAUGGGAUGAGGACCAAGCCGAUCCGGGAGCAGAUACUGAGGCUGCUCUGGCAGAAAGGGAUCCAGCCCAGGUCCUGA